AGACUUGCUACCUCUUAUUUCUACGAGCAUUAAGUUGGCAACUGGAAGUUUAUCUGUCGGCUGUGAGCUAAUGAUUCACUUGUUUGGAGAUGUUUGCAUUAGGUAUUUUACGUUAUAGCCGAAGUGUUUCCUAACUGCCUCAGUUUUUUCCGGUUUUAUAUGAUGUUUUCCAGUUCUAGUCGGAGAUGGAAGCAUUUUGUUUGUUUAUUUAUUUAUUGUUGCUUAGACUAUUGCUGGAAAAUGUUUAUAUCUAGGAACCCAUUGCUGAAGAUACAAAGGCGUAGAUAUUGUAAAAUAUUUCUUCAAUCGGACUUCUUGCUACUUGUUUUUGGCUUGGUGAAUUUCUUAUUUUCUUUGGUGCUGUUGUUUCUCGACACCUGAGCUGCUGGCUACAACGCCUUGAAGAGACAUCGCCCACCCCCACUGGAAGGACACAGGCUGUCAGCGGAAUAACGCCCCAAAGUAGCCUACUACUUCUACUUUUGGAUGCGCUCAUCCCUUCUGAAGACCAUUCGUGCCUGGUUAUAUUACUGUGAUGAACCGUUGGUGGCGCCUUUGCCUCAGUCCUCCUUCGAGAGCUCGUCCAAGUCCUCCAACAGUCACUCCCCGUACCUCGCCAAGCUCAACAGCCGAGACGGAGGGGGCGGGUGGGCCCCGCGGCGGGCGGACAGGCACCCGUGGCUGCAGGUGGACCUCCGGGACAGGGUGGAGGUGACGGCCGUCGCCACGCAGGGUCGCCACGGCAGCCUGGACUGGACGACGGGCUACGUGCUGCUGUUCAGCGACACGGGCCGCUCCUGGAAGCAGUACAGACAGGAGGACGGGGUGUGGAUGUUCCAGGGCAACACAGAUGCAGAAGGAGUGGUCCACUACAAGUUCCCCCAGGCUAUUAGGACCCGGUUCCUGCGCUUUGUUCCGCAGGACUGGAACCCUCAGGGCUGGAUGGGGCUCCGGGUGGAGGCAUACGGCUGUGCAUACAAGUCCGACGUGGCGGAUUUUGAUGGCAGAAGUUCGCUGCUCUACCGGUUCAACCAGAAGUCCAUGAGCACGGUGAAGGAUGUCAUCUCGCUCAAGUUUAAAAGUCAGCAGGGAGAGGGGGUGCUGGUGCACGGGGAGGGCCAGUGGGGCGAUUACAUCACCCUGGAGCUGCACAGAGGCAGGCUGGCCCUGCACCUCAACCUGGACGAUGCCAAGCUCCGCUCUGGGAGUGGGCAGGUGUCGGUGACCCUGGGCAGCCUCCUGGAUGAUCAGCACUGGCACUCUGUUCUUAUCGAGCGCUUCGGUAAGCUGGUCAACUUCACUGUGGACAAGCACAUGCAGCACUUCCGCACCCAAGGAGAGGGGGAUUCACUGGAGGUGGACUAUGAGCUCAGCUUCGGAGGCAUCCCGCUGCCCGGAAAGCCAGGGACAUUCCUGAGGAAGAAUUUUCGAGGCUGCAUUGAGAACCUCUACUACAAUGGUGUCAACAUCAUUGAUCUGGCCAAGCGGCGCAAGCCCCAGAUCUACAGUGUGGGUAACGUGACCUUCGCUUGCUCGGAAACGCAGCUGGUGGCAGCCACCUUCCUGAGCUCCAGCGGCAGCUUCCUGCUGCUCCCGGCGGAGCCUGCUGCUGAAGGCGUGGCCGUGCGCUUCCAGUUCCGCACCUGGAACGCCGACGGGCUGCUGCUCUCUCUCCCUCUGGCCCAGGGCUCCGCCCACCUGCUCCUCCACCUCAGUGGGGGCCAGCUUUGCCUCACCCACCGCCACUCAGCGCUGGGGCAGUCGGAGAUAUUGACUGGGCACAUGAUGCAUGAUGGUCUAUGGCACUCUGUGAAUCUCACCGCCAGGGGCUUGCUGGUCAACUUGACUCUGGAUAUUGGACUGGCCUGGGUCCUGCAGCUCGACCACCACUUUGCCGCAGGCAGUGCGCUCUUCUUUGGAGGAUGCCCCGGGGUCCCGGCUGAGCCCGGAUGCAAGAACCCCACCUCGGCUUUCCAGGGGUGCAUGCGUCAGAUCUUCAUCAACGAUCAGCUGGUGGACCUGUUCCGCGUGCAGGCGGGGCUGCUGGGGAACUACAGCGAGCUGCAGAUCGACGUCUGUGGCAUCUGGGACAGAUGCUUGCCCAAUUUCUGUGAACAUGGAGGGCAGUGCUCCCAGUCCUGGACUGCCUUUUACUGUAACUGUUCUGGGACCGGGUACAGUGGAGCCACCUGCCAUAACUCUGUUUAUGAACCGUCAUGCGAGGCUUACAGACAAACUGGGAGCUCUUCUGGCUACUUCUCCAUAGAUCCUGAUGGGAGUGGUCCCCUGGGGCCCAUGCUGGUUUACUGUAACAUGACAGGGGACCGGGUAUGGACAGUGGUCCCCCACAACAGCACAGAGGCUGUAAGAGUGAAAGGCUCCACGCUGCAGAGACCCUACAUCAUGAGCUUCAACUACAAUGCCUCGCCCGAACAGCUGCGCACACUGGUGACUGGAUCUGAGCAGUGUCAACAGGAAGUGGUCUAUCAGUGCAGGAAGUCCCGCCUCUUCAACACCAAAGUUGGGACCCCGCUGUCCUGGUGGAUGGACAGGAACGGGGAGCGACGCACUUACUGGGGGGGCUUCUUGCCUGGAGUGCAGCAGUGCUCCUGUAGCCUGGAUGGCAACUGUAUUGAUAUGAACUACUUCUGCAACUGUGAUGCGAAUAGAGACUCCUGGGCAAAUGAUACUGGACUCCUCUCUUACAAAGACCAUUUGCCAAUGAGUGAAAUUGCAAUCGGGGACACAAACAGGACGGGUGCUGAAGCAGUCUACAAAAUCGGGCCACUGCGUUGUUAUGGGGACAGAUUUUUUUGGAAUGCAGCAUCUUUCUACCUGGCUUCGUCGUAUCUCCACUUCCCCACCUUCCAGGCUGAACUCAGUGCAGGCAUCUCCUUCUACUUCAAGACAACCACACCCUCUGGGGUCUUCCUGGAGAACCUGGGAGUCAAGGAUUUCAUCCGCGUGGAGCUCAGCACUCCAUUGUCAGUGGCAUUCACCUUCGAUGUGGGGAAUGGCCCGGCGGUGCUGCUGGUGAGGUCCCACCUUCCGCUGAAUGAUAAGCAGUGGCACUACGUGCGGGCGGAGAGGAACGUGAAGGAGGCCUCCCUACAGGUAGACCAGCUGCCCCUCCGCUUCCUGGAAGCCCCUCCCAAUGGUCACUUCCGCCUGCAGCUCAACGGCCAGCUGUUUGUGGGAGGGACGUUGUCGCGGCAGAGCGGGUUCCUGGGGUGCAUCCGGGCAUUGAAGCUGAACGGGCGGACGCUGGACCUGGAGGAGCGGGCGAGGACGGCGCCCGGAGUCAGUCCUGGCUGCCCGGGCCACUGCAGCAGCGACAGCUUGUGCCAGAACGGCGGGCGGUGCGUGGAGAAGAGGGGCGGCUACGCCUGCGACUGCACGCACUCUGCCUACGGGGGACCGCACUGCAUGAAAGAGGUGUCGGCAUCUUUUGAGAGGGGUUCCUCCAUCACCUACACCUUCCGGGAGCCGGUGUCCUUCCUGCGCAACGACAGCGGCCCGUCCUCCGGCGCCCGCGGCGACGGCAGGAAGUCCCGGGCGAACGUGGCCUUCAGCUUCCUCACCACGCAAGCCCCCGCCAUGCUGCUGACCGCCAGCGCCCACCCUCAGCAGUACAUGGCCGUCACUCUGGCGCACAACGGAAGCUUACAGAUCUGGUACCACCUGGGAAAGGAGAGCACGCCAGAGGUGUUCAUCCCACAGUCAACCAGCCUAGCAGAUGGGCAGCUCCACCGGGUUCAAAUACACCGGGAGGGGAAGGAUGUUUAUGUCCAGAUUGACACAGACAUUAGCCAAAAAUACAAGCUGAUGUCUGAGUGGAACACAUUAAAGUCCCUGACUUUAGGAAAAGUCACAGGAAGUGAGGGCAUGGAUGAGGAAGUGGUGCUAGCGGGUUCCAGGGGAUUUGUGGGCUGCCUCUCCGCUGUCCAGUUCAACCAAGCAGCGCCACUCAAGGUGGCACUGAGGAAUCGGGGAAGCUCAUUGGUCAACGUACAAGGCCACGUGACUGAGUCAAACUGUGGGGCGUCGACCAGCGUGAGCACCUUCACCACCUCCUACUCCCUCUCAGAUCACUCAGAGAACAUUAACAGAGGUAAAGAACCUCUGAAAAAUGCAAACCAAAGUGAUUCAGUGGUAAUUGGAGGCGUCAUUGCAGCCGUAGUGUUCAUCACCCUCUGCGUGCUGGCGGUAAUGACCCGCUACCUGUACCAGCACCGGCAGUCCUCGCAGGCAGGGCCAGGCAAGGAGAAGGACCACCGGCACAGCCUGGACCUGUCCCGCCGCACUGAGAUGGACCUCCAGAGCUCGGCACGGGACAGGAAAGAGUACUUCAUCUGACCCCCUAAAAACCACCGCAGCGCCGCUAAUACCGCCCCCAAAGCCCUCCCCUCCUUCCCCGCCGCUCCCCUGUUUCUGACCGCUCAUCUGCCUGGAAUGAGGUCUGUGGGGAGUGGCCGUGGCUGCGGCUUCAGACUUCUCAACUGGGCAUUCUCCGAAAUGGGGGACAGACACUUUCAGACUAUAGGUAGCAAGUAGGCCAAAAAAAAAUAACUCAAAUUUGUAGUAUUGUGGGGAAAAAAGUAAGGGGAGAGGACAGGGUCAGUACAUAUUUCUGUAGACCGCUUGUGGUGUGCGUGUUAAAAAAAAAAUGUGAUAAAAUUGAACACAGGCUGCAAAUUGAUUGGUCAAAAUUCUGAGGCCUAAGGUUAAAGCACCGGAACUGGAAAGGUCCAGAGCAGUGAAAACAGAAAUGUAGCCGGAACCAUAUUCUGUACCCGUGUCACAGCUGGAAGGAUUUGCAUUUUUCAGGAGAUAUUCAACUCUUACAAGGGCUGCAGCCUGAUAAUGCUUAUGCUAAAACACUAAAAUAUACAGCCUAACACACAGGACACCCUGUCCCCCUAUCCUCCCAUCCUCCCCCAUAUAUACUGGGAGUGGAAAGCACAAGGUUUGUGAAGAUGGGACUAGCAGUUUGUCAGAGGUCAUUUUUUGGUAAAAUGUUGAAGGUUGGUCUUUCAUAUUUCUGUCAGUGAUAUUUCUGCCAUCAACGGUGAUCAAGAAAAAUCCAGAACAUCGCCAUGCAGUGUCUUAUACAGUUAUCCCUUGUGUUAACCCACGCAUGCACUGGCUUGGCAGUGUUUCUGUAAACUCCGACAAAUGUCAAUGUCAGAACUAUCUGCUGAACCCCAAAUACAUGGAGCUGUCAGAUGAAUUGCAGCCGGCCCCCUUGUCGUUACCGUAAAUACAGUCCCUUUGACCGCAUCUGUCUCCUGCUGUAUUGUUUGAUGGAAGCAGCUGUAGUGUCUUCCAUCUGCUGUCAACAUCUGUUCUCGGCCCGCAGGAAAAGAACACAUCAAAUCCUGCUGACAAUUCCGUCUGCCCAAGGGCUUUGAUACGCCCUCAUAAACAGGACAGUUAUUUUCAGAGGCUCCCUACCCUCCCCCUCCCUGUGUAACAGGUCUAUCACUACUUUAAUACCCCUGCCUUUCUGGAUUUGUGUUCCCCCGCCUUAGCGUCUGCCUCAUUUUUAGUAUACACCAGUAAGCUGAAGUCAUGCACCAUUUCAGUCUAAAUAAAAAAUACUGGAGAACAGAACAAGGCUGGGUACUUCCUAGUGAUGGGAAGUGAAGCUUUGUGAGCCUCAUAAUUGGUGAAUGAACCAUGUGCUGCCUGUCACUGACUUAUAUAAAUAUCCAGGUGGUAAUCUCCAUCACAAUGAAUUGUUAUGAUUGGCUGAAAUCAGUGAGUGAGUGAUUGAUAGCACAUGGUAGCCCUGUCCAUGGAGUUCAUGAGACCACUUUCUCCCUUCUGUAUUCAUUUUGGUCCUGGAAGGCAGGAAUUGGCUUUCCAUAAUUGUUUAGUGCUUGUUUCUCAUUAGGUAGCCUGGGGAAUCAGUGAAAGUUCCUUAGCAACACACACUCACCUAUGAUUGGUUACAAGUGGAGUUUCAAAUGAACAAAUGGAAGAAAAAAAAACAUCGCUGAAAAUUCACAAAUGUUCACAACCAUGAAUUUAGAUCUAUCUACCACACCAUACUUUUAGAAUGGCCACAAGGGGACAAUACAGUGAUUGCAGUGUUUUAUUGUGUUUAUUCAAACCUAUUCAUCUAUCCAUAUUCCAUCACUGCACUUAAAAUAAAUUUGGUCUUGGUUCUCUAUGAAACGUUAGCAACAGCUGCACAUACUGAAGCGGACCCAUGUCCAUCCAUUUGGGAGACAUUUGUAUGUAUAAUGCAGUGUCAAUGGAGUUCUUACAAACCUGGACUCAAACUCAGUAGUCUCAAGGUUGAAGUUAGUCAGGAAUAUCCAUUUUCUUUUUACAUUGUGCCCAGAUCCCAUCCAGCUGUGAUGCACUUUAUGAUGUACUGAAGCGAAGCAUCAGCUUAAUUUGAUUUUAUUUCUUUAUACCUACGUGCUUUUAUUUUAUCAUUGGGCACUGGGAGUUCAUUGGGAGUUCUGUCCGGUCACUGGAAAACAUUUUGGCCAACAAAAAAUUAGGCAAAUUAGACGAAAACAAAAAACAAAACAAAAAAAAAAUUAGUUUCACUAUACAACGCGUGUUCUGGUUGUAUUGAAUAGGGGCCAUGUCUUGUUUUCAGAUGCUAUGUGUCUAGUGUGUCCCACAUCCAGGGUAUAAAAAAUCAGAUGUGUUAAUGCAACAAGUCUGGGGAGAAAAAGGUAUUUGCUACUAUAUUUGCAAUGAACUGCAUCUGGCUCGAUAUUAUGGUGACCAUAGUUUGAGAGAUCAAAGUUGAAAUUUAAGUAGAGUUCCUGGUGGGGAAUGGCGGGGGGGGGGGGGGGGGGGGGGGGUGCACUGUCUUUAGUGUGGAUCAUUGAUGUUUACCAUAGAUGAAAGUAUUGCGGUGUGUCGUAAAAGCCUUAUCGUAGAAAGCGGUUUCUCUUCUUUUAGCCUAUGAGUGAGAUCUGUAUGGUUAUUCAGGCCGGAGACCACCUCCCCGCCCCGCCCAACCCCGCCCCAACCCCCACCGCUAAAUGGCUCAUUCCCAGCAAAGGCGCAGACACCGCUGGGGCAGUCCAGGGCCUCAUCUCAGCAUGAGCGACAGGACAGUGCCCCUGUCUGGACACACGGAGUGGGGACAUACUGUAGAGAGCUGCUGACUUGGGGAGAAAUGGUGAUAAUGAUAUAAGCAGGCACUCCAUGCAGAACACUGAAUUACUGGCAGUUCUUGUUUUAGCUGGUCAUUUUUCGAGGACCUCGUAGGAAAAGAUACAAGCAAACCCGUUGCCUGACGCGUUCUUUUUUGAAGUGCAUUAUGUCCUUAUAAACAAGUCGUACAAAACCUCUCAGACUCUUCUCAUUUAUACUAAUGUUGAUAUUCUGGUUUGUUUUCUAUGGCUAUAAUUGUACAUGUACCUUGUAUAUAGGUUUAAUAAUUAUAUUUAAUAAAGAAGCAUUUUUACA
Anguilla anguilla (European eel) is the source of this 7440-nucleotide messenger RNA. RefSeq names its product contactin-associated protein-like 5. The coding region runs from base 487 to 4356 and encodes 1289 amino acids. The transcript is spliced from 25 exons. Lineage: Eukaryota; Metazoa; Chordata; Actinopteri; Anguilliformes; Anguillidae. The record is from RefSeq and is a predicted model, not a curated record.